This is a messenger RNA of Hemicordylus capensis (graceful crag lizard), 1555 nucleotides long. It is a transcript of the gene SELENOF, whose product is annotated as selenoprotein F. The record is from RefSeq and is a predicted model, not a curated record. The transcript has 5 exons. NCBI's taxonomy places the organism in Eukaryota, Metazoa, Chordata, Lepidosauria, Squamata, Cordylidae. Gene Ontology annotation, molecular function: oxidoreductase activity. Gene Ontology annotation, cellular component: endoplasmic reticulum lumen.
UAUAGUGUUCUACGUAGUGCCUGAAAGAAAUUGAGAGAGUUAAGCUCUUAAGAGUGUCUUGAAUCCUAUCUAAUAAAUGAAAUUAAUUUUUUUCUUAACUUGAACUCCCUUCAAAGUCACCGUUGUGGUAAUGGGAAGGUCCGACCAGUAUUUUUAUCUUUCUCAAAGAACAGGCGUUUCAUUCUUUUCCUUGUCGAUUUGAGGGCCUAUCAGCGGAUUUUUUGUGGGACCGCUAGUGGCCAACAUGGCGAGGGAGAGAGGGGUGAUGGAGCUUUGGCGCUCUUGGUUAUGGCUGCUAGCGACGUUGCAGGCGAUAUCUGUUUAUGGAGCAGAGUUAUCAUCAGAGGCAUGCAGAGAACUGGGCUUUUCCAGUAACUUGCUAUGCAGUUCUUGUAACCUUCUUAGUCAGUUUGGCUUGAGUCAACUAGAUCCAUUCUGCAGAAAAUGCUGCCAAGAAGAAGUGCAAUCUGAAACUAGAAAGCUCUAUGCAGGAGCUAUUCUUGAAGUGUGUGGAUGAAAAUUAGGGAGGUUCCCUCAGGUUCAGGCUUUUGUCAGGAGUGACAAGCCUAAACUGUUCAGGGGACUGCAGAUCAAGUAUGUACGCGGUUCUGACCCUGUACUGAAGCUCUUGGAUGACAGUGGGAACAUUGCUGAAGAACUAAGCAUCCUCAAGUGGAAUACAGACAGUGUAGAAGAAUUCCUAAGUGAAAAACUAGAGCGUCUCUAAAUAUCUUGCUUCCCCCACCCCCGCCACAGUUUUUAUUUCUUGCAUCAUUUUUCAUCUUAAUAAUCUUCUCAGACAAAGUGUGAUAAACCCCGGAAAUCAUUCCAGCUUCUGCAUUAAUUUUAAAGCUAUCCCAUACUGUGUGGUACUCAACAUCUUUUAAUUAGAAGCAGAAGCUUCAAGCACAGCACAUUUGACAAAUUGGCAGGCUGAACAAAUGGCCUGUCCUGGUACAUUUCAGCUCAUCUUACUGGAUGGAGAUCAUUAAUGAAGUGCUUUGAGACAAAUGUAAUGCAAAUACUGAAAUUUGUUACAAUUGGGCCUUUUUUUUUCCAGGCAAGCCUAUUUGUCAGCUCCCAAUAAUUGAGAUGAUUACUAUGCUUUUUUUAUAUAUGCUGCCUUUGUACAGCAAUGGGAAGUUGGAACUAAAUAAGAUGUACUCUCCCUCCCACAGAGACGUCUGCUCGGAUCCACUGCAUUUUGUAUUUCCCAGCUGUUCUUUUUAUAGAAGCGUUAUUUACAAUAUUCGUAAUGAAUGCCUGCCUUCAGGAAAAAAUAAUUUGAAGACUUGUUCUGAUGGAGGAGCCCAUGAUCUGGAAUGACUGGAGAAUGAAUGCUAGGGAAGUGCACUUUAAUGAUGACUACAUAGAAAGCCUCAACCAAAGGCACGUGUAGGUCUGAUGUCCGGUGUGCUUUCGUUAAAUUUGUUUACUCUCAUUCAGCAGACUUGAGUUCAGUGGAGGUAAAAAUAUGGAGAUGGCAACAAACUACUUAACAAGAUGUGUAUCAAAUGUCUGUCAUCCAGUGAAUAAAAACCUGUUUUGCAAAGUA